This is a messenger RNA of Bombus impatiens (common eastern bumble bee), 937 nucleotides long. RefSeq lists its product as uncharacterized. The record is from RefSeq and is a predicted model, not a curated record. NCBI's taxonomy places the organism in Eukaryota, Metazoa, Arthropoda, Insecta, Hymenoptera, Apidae. The transcript has 2 exons. The coding region runs from base 265 to 663 and encodes 132 amino acids.
UCCGUUAUUGGAAUUAUAUUUUUGUCGAAUUUUUUGCUAUAACUUUGCCGUUGUUUUUGUCCAACACUGAUAUAAAUAUUCGAAUUCUAGAAGAAUACUGUAGGAGCAGGACACAAAAAUUGUUUUCAUAAUAUACAAGCAAUGUGUUAGAAUUCGAACGUAUUUAGAACUUGUAUAAAGGUUAGAUUCAUGAUGUUCUAAAGCAAUUAGUACUAUUACGGCAGCCCAAAAGAACAGGACGAUAGAAUAAUUUUCAACAGAAUAAUGAAAGUACCAGAGGUGGAGAUUGAAAAUCUUAGCUCGGCGCUCUCAUGUAUCCGGGAACACUUGCCGGAGGGGCUAAUUUGCGAAGAGGUUACAAUAUCGAUGGAUGUAUACAAGGCUAGCUGGUCAGCGCUAUGUAUCGCUACAGAUGCUUUCCCGACACCGAAGGAUGUGAGAAAUUCUAUCGCAGUAAAACGACUUUUGCAAAUGAGCUUCGGAAAAUUUGGCGUAGUGAGGAGGGUACGAAUCACCAUUCAGAAGCAACCGGAUGGGGAUGUAUCGUACAAGUGGCAGUUGUUAAUAGAUCCACGACAGUCUAGACCUAAGGCAUUCGGUGUGUACAUACAGGAUACGUUGCAGCACUAUUUCGAAUCCACCUCGGAUCAGAUAAAUAACUAGCUCGAAGCUUCUACCAUCUGACGAAAUUAACACAGAUAUAAAUUAUAUGUAAAAUAAUCUUGCAGCCUGAUAGAGAUAGUAACUUUUUACGACUACUUGGCUAUAGCUGUUGUAAGUUUGACAGAACAACGAAUGAUUUUAAAGGCUGACUAAGUAAAAAUGAAUAUCUUAGAUUAUAUUUUAUAUGACUGAUUUUUUUCAUAAUAUGAAUGCUAUUUUAACAUCUUUUGCACGACGUUUUUUAACAUCUUUCAAGAAUGAAUAUAUUGCGAAU